Messenger RNA from Cavenderia fasciculata, 1044 nucleotides. RefSeq lists its product as uncharacterized. The coding region runs from base 1 to 1044 and encodes 347 amino acids. The transcript is spliced from 2 exons. Lineage: Eukaryota; Evosea; Eumycetozoa; Acytosteliales; Cavenderiaceae. The record is from RefSeq and is a predicted model, not a curated record.
AUGAUUGCAAGAUUUGCGCUAUCAUCAGUAUUUGUAGUUACAGUAUCAUUUAUUUUCUACAAGCAAAGCAAAAGUAGAAAGGAAAUAGAAAUAUUGCGAUCAAUUAAUCGCAGAGCUGAAGCAAGAAAUGUCAGAGCACAAGCAAGAGUUGUCAGAGAACAAGCAAGAUGGGGCAGAAUACUAGCAGGGUAUAAGAGAAAUAGGUCUCAGAUUGCCAGAAACCAAGCAGAAAUUUCAAUUGACAGAGUUAUAGCAGGUACUAUUAGAGAAAAAGAAGAAAUUGGAAAAGAGUAUGAAGAAAUUGAAACCGAGCUAAACGAAAUUACCAGAGAUCUAAAAGAACUUGACACAGAGCAAACAGAAUUGCUCAAAGAGAUACAAGAAAUUAUCCAAGUGGUUGAAGAAAUUGGAACAGAACAUAUAGAAAUUUCAGAAAUUAAAGUAGAAAAUGAUGCAAUGCAAGAAGAAAGGGUAAAAUCAAAAGCUGAUUUUGACGACUUGUUAUCUGAAUUUGCCAGGGAGCAAAAAACAUUAGUCAGAUUGGCACAAGAAAGAGAUACUAGUAUUGCUAAUAAUAUAAGGAUUAUAGAAAUGGCAAAUCUGGUGAGUGAAUUACAAAUGUUCACAGAAUCCGCUGACCAACUCUUAAAUGUUAUCAAAAUUUUCGAUUCCAAAACUAUCAAGAUAUCUUUGACCUACAAGAAAAUCAAAAAUAGAAAGGAACAAGCAACUCUGCUCAGAUUGGAAUCAAACAAUAACAGAGAUAAAUCAAGAAUUGGCAGAGAACAAACAAGAAUUGGAAGAAAACAAACAGAGAAUAAAAGAAUUAAAGCAGAGACUAGGAGAACCCAAGCAGAAACUGACAGCGUCAAUGCAAGGAUAGUCAGAGAGCAAGAAGAAAUUAGAAAAGAGUAUGAAGAAAUUGACACUGAACAAAGAGAAAUGAUCAGAGAUCUAGAAGAACUUGACACAGAACAAUUUCCUCGUGAAGAAAUUGGAAUGGAACAAAUGGAACCAACAAUUAUGGAAGAAUUUUAUGCGUAG